Messenger RNA from Tinamus guttatus (white-throated tinamou), 894 nucleotides. Lineage: Eukaryota; Metazoa; Chordata; Aves; Tinamiformes; Tinamidae. The record is from RefSeq and is a predicted model, not a curated record.
UACCUGCGGCGCAUGGACGUCUUCACGGAGGCCGAGCUGCGCAUCAAGUUCCUGCAGGCGCGGGACGCCUGGCUGCGCUCCAUCCAGGCCUCCAUCCCGGACGAGGACCCCUAUUUCCACAUCACCAAGACCAUCGAGGCCUGCCGCGUGCACCUCUUCGACAUCGUCACGCAGUACCGCGCCAUCUUCUCCGACGAGGAGCCGCUGCUGCCUGCCGAUGAGCAGCCCCUCCACGAGGGCGCCAUCUUCCACGGCUGGGGGCUCUCCGAGUUCCGGCGGGUGCUGGAGGGCGACCUGCAGCGCGGCGUGGGCGGCCGCCUCGACUCGCUGCUGGGGCAGUGCAUGUACUUUGGCCUCUCCUUCAGCAGGGUGGGCGCUGACUUCCGCGGGCAGCUGGCCCCCAUCUUCCAGCGCGUCGCUCUCGGCGCUUUCCGGAAGGCGGUCGAGGAGGCCGUGGAGAAAUUCCAGGAGGAGAUGAAUUCCUACACGCUCAUCUCCGCCCCGGCCGUGCUGGGCAGCAGCGUCGCGGCGGCGGUGCCCGCGGCGCAGCCGGGCUCCCUGCAGCCGCCCAUGGUGCUGCUGGACUUCCCGCCCCUCGCCUGCUUCCUCAACAACCUCCUCGUCGCCUUCAACGACCUGCGGCUCUGCUGCCCCGUGGCCCUGGCCCAGGACGUCACCGCCUGCCUGGAGGAUGCGCUCGGCCAGGUGACCAAAAUCAUCCUGGCCUUUCACCGUGCGGAGGAGGCCGCCUUCAGCGGGCGCGAGCAGGAGCUCUUUGUGCAGUUCUGCACCGUGUUCCUGGAAGAUCUGCUCCCCUACCUCAACCGCUGCCUCCAGCUGCUCUUCCCGCCGGCCCAGAUCGCGCAGGCGCUGGGGAACCCAAGUGCUGGCUGA